Mya arenaria is the source of this 4664-nucleotide messenger RNA. Its product is annotated as ran-binding protein 3-like. Lineage: Eukaryota; Metazoa; Mollusca; Bivalvia; Myida; Myidae. Gene Ontology annotation, molecular function: GTPase activator activity. The coding region runs from base 7 to 1533 and encodes 508 amino acids. Gene Ontology annotation, biological process: protein export from nucleus. The record is from RefSeq and is a predicted model, not a curated record. Gene Ontology annotation, cellular component: nuclear pore; cytoplasm. The transcript is spliced from 15 exons.
UUCAACAUGGCUGAUGCUAGUUCUGCUGAAGCAGAGAGCAGUAAGAAAUGCCCAGACACAGGUCAACCAAUAGCGGAAAGUACCAGUGAAUCUGAAGUUUCUUCUGUAUCAGGUGACGGUGUAAGUAGUUCCUGCCACUCCCCCAAGCCCAAUCCCUUUCAGCCGGUGAAAGCUGCCAAAUUUGUUCCUACAAUCAGUUCCCCAAGUCUUAAUCCAUUUGGCAUGCGUCCAUCAUUAAGACAGGACAUAGUGUCCACGUCCAACAACAGUUUCACGAUGAGUGCCAACAACGCCAAAUUUGUACUCCGCCCCUCCGCACUUUCACCACACCCACAGAACAACAGAUCAGAAGUAUCUUCUGGUCAGACAACUGUCUCAUCUCUGCUAAAGCCAGCCAAACUACCUGAUCCAACAAAGGCCUUAGGGAAAGAUCAAGAAGAGGUUGAGAAGGAGAACGAGGCAAGCUCAGCCGACGCUCCUGUCCCGGUAAUGAAGCUGUUUGGAGUGGGAGUUGGAGCCGGCUCCGAGGAGGCCUCGUCUGAUAGCAAGGGAGAUAAUCUAUUCCAGGCUGCACUCAAGGAACACACUGAUGGUCAAAAGACAGUUGACAGCAGUAGCAGCCCUGGGAAAGUGGGCAGUAACACUGAUGCGGGUGAAAAUAUACUGGGGGAAAACCUCACUGAAAAAGUCACGGGUGUUCACACAUCGCCAAAAGGACAUGUGAGCAGUUCAGGCUUUGUGUUUGGGGAAAAUCUAGCAGAACGGGUGCAAUUCAAGGAGGGAGACUCCGGGGACGAUGCAUCUGAAGAAAAGAACGGAGUAUCUUCUCCAGAUUCCACUAACACUGUGGAACAGUCAAAUUCUGAUCAUAAUAAGACAUUAGAAGAGUCAGCGCGAGAGUACCAGUUGACACAUGGGCGCAAAACUGAGCUACAGAAGGUUGAAGUGGUCACUGGGGAAGAAAAUGAAUCCAAUGUUAUACAGACAAAUGGUAAGCUGUUUGUAUUUGAUGGUGACGAUCAAAACUGGAUAGAGCGGGGCACUGGUUUACUGCGGCUUAAUGACAUGAGAUGUGAAUCCUCCAAUACCUUCCAGUCUCGAUUGUUGAUGCGCACUCAGGGUAGUCUCCGACUGAUACUGAAUACGAAAAUCUGGCCAGCCAUGACGGUGGAUCGGGCGAGCCAGAAAAGUGUGAGAAUUACUGGCACUGAUGGUGAUGGUGGCAGAAAAGUCUUUCUUAUUGUGACCAAUCCCAAGGACACAGAAAACCUUUUGCGAGCCCUGGACUGGAGGGUGCAGCAGCUCAGGGUCCAGGAGGAAAAGCUUCAAGCCUCCCAUGGCACAGAGAAACGCAAGGCCGAGCCAGAAUCUCCAACAGAUGAAACCUCACUCAAGAAAAUCAAGAAGUCAGGUGAGGAAGACUGCCCUCCCCGGGUAAGAGAGGAAUCUGACAGCAGUGUGGUCGACCCAGAAACUGAAGUGUCUUCUGAGAGUCAAGCUUCCUCGUUUACACUACGGACAGACUCUGAUUGAUCAAACUUCAGUUUAGGUUCUUGACGUUUCCUCCACUAAAGACAAGUCCAGUAUUCCAUUGUAUGGACCUCAUGCUCUUGAAGCCAAACAGUAUGACAAUUGGAAAGGCUUAUCAGUCAGAUAUAACUGUGAUCUUGCCAUUGGACACAAAAUCAUUGGCUUGAGUUCCUCGAUUCUGAUUGGUCACUGAUGUUUACUGAGCUUUAUCUCGAAGUUCAUUGGUUCAUUUGAAACAGUAUCUAAGAAUGUAUUCUGACGGUGAUAAACUGUUUAUGCACCUGUAUGUUUCUCUUUAUCUAAUAAAGUGCUAAUAUUUGAUUCCAAUGAGUCAAUGUUUUCCUAUAAACCAGUAAUUAAUAUAUAUCAAUAUGUUUUUACAUAUUAUUUUUUUUGAAAUUGCCUAAUAACAGCCAAAUAUCCGCUGAUUAUAAAGAUGACACUCAUUUGUUUAUAAGACAUAUGUACUAGUGUUCACCCGUGGGUGAAGGCUGUCAUAAAACAUAUAAAUUGUCAUUUGAGAUAAAGUAUAAGUUUAAACAAAAAUUUGAAAUCAAAGACAAAUUGUUUUCUUCAAAAUGAGAUUUAAUUCAGGAUCAUUGCAUUUUAACUUUGUGGUAUACUUAUUGUAGUACAGUAGAACAGAUAGAUGUAGUUAGUGAUCUUGUGUGUUAUAAUUUAACAGGGCCCUCAAUCUGCCUAUUUGGGGGCUGAAAUAUGGCCCGAUUCCUUAAUACCCUCAUGAAAGUCAAAAUUCCCCCUCAGGACAGACAUUUUUAGAAAACUGUAAAUAACAGUCAUUUAAAAUCAUGUGGUAGUAAUUAGAUAUAUUUGUAUGUUAACCGUGAGAAAUAAUUUGGUUAAAAGGUAUCAAGAAGUACAGUUGUCAGAUUCAGUUCGAAAUUAUUUUUGUAAAUUUUCCAAUUUGUUUGAAAUUGCCUCAUCAAACGACUGGCCCCUUAUCCCCCAAAGAAGAGCGAGGGCUCUGUUUAAAGGUGAAAAUUGUACAUGAUUUAUAGGAUGUAUAUACGAGUUUUCUGUCGCCCAAUCAUGUUGACAAUGCUACUAUGUAGUUCUGACUGUGUUUGUGUUCAUUGUUUUGUUCCACAUACACAGGUUUAAGUGGUUUCACAAGUGAAAAUAUUCUCCUUUUUGAUGUGAUACAUGUAUAGUCGAUCUAUCUCAGAUUCUUAAGGGGUUUUCCCCACUAAGUAUGAUAUCUAAAUGUAAGUUUCAUUUAGUUACACAAAUCUGGUUUAUGCUGGCUGGUCAGGAUAGAUAGUUUAAAAUUGUCAUUACUUUUUUGAAGAAAAAAAACAAUGAUUGAAUAAAAAAGUUCUAUAUGAUCAGAUAUGAAAUAAAUUGUAAAUUUGUAAUAAUUUGGAUUAUAGUUCACCUAAUGUAUGAUUCAAACAUUUAUAUGUUAUAAUGAGCAUAUAAUGAAUAUAUUUCAGACUUUAGGGAAAUAUUUUUUGACUAACUGUUGUCAUGGCUAAAUUACAAUACUUAACAACUUUUUGCUAUAUUGAUACAUAUGUACAUGUUCUCUUAGGUGUAAUCAUGGCAUUACUAUCAGCAAAAGAGUUUUUCCAUUCAAGAACAUUGUUCUGUAUUAUGAUUUUUUUGUACCUAGUAUUUUGCGUUUAAUGUAUUACUCUUUCUUAUUGUUGAGAAGUCAUUGUUUGGUGAUUCUUUUGUAAGUGUUAACAAAAUUGAUGGUUUGUAAUAGUUCAUGGUUAUUAGUAUGUAUUUACCAAAAAAUGGCCCUGGAUUGUCGCCGACUCUUGGACCAUCUAUUUGGAUAACUCUUACUUAUAAGCUUUAACCAUUACAGAAUUCAUACUAAUACCCCGUUAACCAGUAUAAUGUUCGAGAUUAUAUUUUGUCUACCGGGUUAGCCACUUAUUAAACCUAUCAUUCACCUGGUUUUAAAAUUAGUAAUGGCCGACUGCUGAUAUACCAAAAUAAUGUACAGCACAUUGGAAAAAUACUGCCAUCACAUUGGGCAAAAUAUAAUAUCGAACACUAAAGGAAUUAAAGAAGUUCAUGUACAUGUUAGAUGGAAAGCCUGGUUUGUAAGUACUAAGUUUGAGUGUUAUAAACAUUUAUUCUCCACUUUUGUUCCAAAGAGUAUUCUAGGGGAGAUUUUGUACCUAGGUGUGAUUUUCAACUCAAGUACCGGUACCUGGCCUUUUUAUCAAGAAUCCUAGGAUUUAUAUCAUAACUUAGGAUAGAUUGUCAACACUGAUUCAGGGAUGAAAACAUUUGGAUAAAUCCUGAAGUCAGGAUACAUUUUUGCUGUGCAUUUGCAUUAAAAACAAUAAGAAAUACAUUGAAACAGUUAAAAUGACUCUGAAAACAGUUUAAGAGGGGUCAAAGCCCCUUAACCCCUAGUUGGGCUUGAAUCCCUCAUACUUAAGCUAAAUUUUUGGUCUGAAAACUACUGUUGGAAAUCUCUUUUUGGUACAAAAUCACCCCACAUUUCAUGAUGAAACAACCCAGCACUGUUUCAAAUCCCUCCUUCGUACAAAUACCGGUACGAUUAUUGAUGAAUAGUCCCUCAGGUAAACAGCUACCGCAAUCAGCUAUGCCAGGUCUGCACUGGUUUAAUUGUUAGACAGGUUCGCUCAAACUUUAAAUUUCAUAUAAAAUACAAGCUUUUUACCAUUUCUUCAGACACGUAUUGGUAGUAAGAAAUCAAACUUAUUCUUCCAAAAGUCUUAAUUUCAAUGGUAGAUAUUUCAAAUUGCAUAAUCUCUUGUUCAAUUGCAUCAUAUUAUAAAUACAGCAUCAUAAAUUAACUUGUAUCUCAUAGACAGGACAUGUUCCUCCCAUUCAAUUCUCAUGUCCGAAUUGAGGUUUGGAACCACAUUAUAAUAUUUUUUACAGGAUUUAUGUACACUUGACAAAUAAAGGAGAAUACAGGUGAUUUAUAUUAUGUGCAAUACAACACAUGAAUGACUUUUUUUAAUGUACAAGUGCUCUAUCACAUUAUGUUCCAGUUUUGUAUCAAAUAAAGUUAAUACAAUUUUCACUGUUUUAAUCAAUUGUUAAAAAGGCAUUUUAACACACAUGCUUUUAAGUGUGACAUUUAAGUGGAACAGAAUAUGUUUCUGAAUAAAAUGUUAAACAUU